Messenger RNA from Chelonia mydas (Green sea turtle), 2570 nucleotides. It is a transcript of the gene KICS2, whose product is annotated as KICSTOR subunit 2. The coding region runs from base 154 to 1629 and encodes 491 amino acids. The transcript is spliced from 3 exons. NCBI's taxonomy places the organism in Eukaryota, Metazoa, Chordata, Testudines, Cheloniidae. Gene Ontology annotation, cellular component: KICSTOR complex. Gene Ontology annotation, biological process: negative regulation of TORC1 signaling; cellular response to glucose starvation; protein localization to lysosome. The record is from RefSeq and is a predicted model, not a curated record.
GCCAGCCGCCCUUCGCCACGCUCAGCGCCCGAGACAACCGCGCCUAAACCCCACCGCAGUGCAGGUGCUUUCUACCCGCCGACGUCACCCGGCUUUUCCUGGAGCACGCGCCCCGGCAAUCACGACUUCCCCUCCCCUCCCCCCCCAUGUCACAUGCCCGACGAGGGGCGGAGUCAGCGCGGCGACGCCCCGCCCCAUCCCGCUCACGUGCCGGGCGAAGGGGCGGGUGCGGGGUGGCCUGGCUCGUCGCGUGCCCGGCGGGAAGCUGGAAGCGGCCGGCGGCGCGGCAUGGGCGAGUCGAUCCCGCUGGGCGCCCCGGUGCCGCUGGAGCAGGCCGUGCUGGAGACCUUCUUCUCCCACCUGGGCAUCUUCUCGUACGACAAGGCCAAGGACAAUGUGGAGAAGGAGCGGGAGGCCAACAAGAGCGCGGGAGCCAGCUGGCUCUCCCUGCUGGCCGGGCUGGCGCACCUGGCCGCCGCCGAGAAGGCCUAUCACAGCAUGACCUUCCUGGGCCAGAAGCUAGGUGGUCAGUCAUUCUUCAGCCGAAAGGACUCCAUCCGAACCAUCUACACAUCUCUGCACAAUGAGCUGAAGAAGGUGGUGGCGACAGGUCGCAAUGCACUAGGAGGAACAGCUCCUCACUUGGAAGAGCUGCUUUCUCACCUGUCUGAACAGCUCUGUUUUUUUGUUCAGGCUCGGAUGGAAAUUGCUGACUUCUAUGAAAAAAUGUUCACCCUCAGCACCCAAAAGUUCAUUAACUCUGAGGAACUGGUAAACAUUUUGGAAUCCAUCCUAAAGAAAUACAGCUCAAGAUUUCACCAUCCAAUCCUCAGUCCUCUUGAAAGCAGCUUCCAGCUGGAAGUGGAUGUGCUUGCACAUCUUUUAAAGGCUCAGGCUCAGAUCUCAGAGUGGAAGUUCCUCCCAUCCCUAGUGAACUUGCACAGCGCUCACACAAAGCUGCAGACAUGGGGACAAAUUUUUGAGAAACAGCGGGAGACCAAGAAACAUCUGUUUGGAGGGCAGUCUCAGAAGGCUGUACAACCACCACACCUUUUCCUCUGGUUGCUGAAACUCAAAAACAUUCUCCUUGCCAAGUUUAGCUUUUACUUUCAUGAGGCCCUCAGUCGACAAACAACUGCAUCCGAAAUGAAAACAUUAACUGCUAAAACUAACCCUGAUUAUUUUGGGAAAAUUUCCAGCUUCAUCAGGAAAUAUGACGCUGUUAAUGUUUCUCUUAUCUUUGACAACCGUGGGUCAGAGAGCUUCCAGGGACAUGGCUACCAUCAUCCCCACUCUUACAGGGAAGCCCCAAAGGGGGUGGAUCAAUACCCAGCUGUGGUCUCUCUGCCCAGUGAUAGGCCUGUAAUGCACUGGCCCAAUGUAAUCAUGAUUAUGACUGACAGAACCUCUGACCUCAACAGUUUGGACAAGGUUGUUCACUUCUAUGAUGACAAAGUCCAAAGCACAUACUUUCUGACACGACCUGAACCUCAUUUUACCAUUGUAGUUAUUUUUGAGGCUAAGAAAUCAGAGAGGGACUCACAUUUCAUCUCUUUUCUAAAUGAAAUCUCACAUUCCCUCAAGAACUCCAAAGCUUUUGCAGGCCUAAAGCCGGGAUCCAAAGGAUAAAAUAAAUACUGAGUUACAGAUUGCAAGGCCAUACAUUAGACUGGAAAAAAUAAAUAAAGCUUUCAAGGAGUACAUUCAUUCACAAUUCUCAGAGUUUGUUUAAAAAGGAACCAUUAUUUUAAUAUUUGUGAAUGCUUUUUUAGCUAAAGAAAACUAAAGCUAAAUUUUAUUUGAAUAAAAAUAUAGAAAGAAUUUUCUAGGCUGUACACAUGGGGAUGACUUAGCUGUGGUGCACCAAAAUGGCCAAGGUAGCUUUUUUGCAUGGUGCUGUAUGAAUUAAUAUUUUUCAGUCCAUGACAUUUUGUCCUUAACUAAGUGGAAUGUAUGCACUUUAUAUUAUGCUGAUCACUGACUAUAACUUAUGCAGAAUUUAUUGAAAACAUGGUUAGAAUGAUUAAGUUGUCUUUUCAGAACACACUGCUGUUAUACUAGCCAUCAGGAACUAUAAUGGAAUCUUGUUUCUUAACAAUGAUACUCAUUGGGAAUUAUUGGAAACUUGCAGAUCUUCAAGCAAACAACUCCAAUAAAGUUAAUACGUCAUAAAAUGUACUCUUAUUUUGGUAACUAGUAUGUCACUAUACAAAAACUUGAAAAAUAAGUCUUAGUAAUGAGACGUUUCUUUGACACUCACUUUUAAAUCCCCACUAAAGUAGGGAGAGAUUGCUAAUAUUGUGAACUAUAAAGUGUGCAGAUUAUCCAUAAUUCUACACGAUAUAGAAGCAAAAAAGUCAAAGCUGCAGCACAAGCAUAGAGUGCAAUGUCCACAUGAUUAUAAUGUAUAAAGUUCAUUGGUAAUGUCAAAACUACAGGAUGCUGUGUUUUAAAUUUCUGCUUAUGGAAUGAAAUUGAAGAUAGCAGCUUCAAUUUGUGCCGGUACUUUGUGCUAGCAGGUAGUUUGAAAUAAUCUUGUGGAAAAAUAACAAAGCCCUUAUAUUUGCUUC